This is a messenger RNA of Besnoitia besnoiti, 1251 nucleotides long. RefSeq names its product putative 26s proteasome regulatory complex subunit. Lineage: Eukaryota; Apicomplexa; Conoidasida; Eucoccidiorida; Sarcocystidae. The record is from RefSeq and is a predicted model, not a curated record. Gene Ontology annotation, biological process: proteasome-mediated ubiquitin-dependent protein catabolic process. Bases 1 to 1251 code for a protein of 416 amino acids. Gene Ontology annotation, molecular function: protein binding. The transcript has 11 exons.
AUGGCACCCUCAGAGAAGGCUGCUGAGGCUCCGGCGACGAGCGGCGGCCAGACCGCUCAGGCAGACGUUCCCAGGGAACAGGAAAGUGUGGCCGCCGAGCAUGUGAUGUCUCAAGAGGACAUCCCGGUCUGCGAAGUCGCGCAGCUGCUCCACAAGCUGCGCCUUCCAGAGCACCCGGACGAGCCCCACGCGCAGGACAAGGCGCGCCUCAUGGAGCUCAUCACGAAAUAUGACAUGCUUCCGGUCUACCAGAAAGUGUGCGAGGAGUUCAGCUGGCCCGUCGACCAGGCUCUCGUUCAGACUAUGGAGGUCAAGCACAAGGCAGAACUGGAGGGUUUCGAGGCGCGACUCGAAGAAGCGAAGGAGAAAUACGGAGACGUCGAGGUUCGUGAGGCGCUCCUCAGUCGCGCGAAUUUCUACUGCCGAAUUGGAGACUUGAAACAAGCCGUCGCCGCCUACGAAGUCGCGUACCAGAAGACUGUCGGCGCAGGAGGGAAGAUCGACAUCACGCUGACGCUCGUCCGCCUCGGAUUUGUCUUCUCUGACAAUGAAAUGGUUAAGAAGUACCUCGCGCAGGCGGAAGAAGAGCUGGAAAAGGGAGGCGACUGGGAGCGAAGAAACAAAAUGAAAGUGUACAAGGGCCUCCACCAGGUCAUGUGCCGCCAGUUCAAAGAAGCUGCACAGUUGUUUCUCGGCGUCCUGGCGACCUUCCCGACUACUGCGCUGCUCUCUUUCGAAAAAUUCAUCUUUUACGCAACUCUCCUCGGCUUGCUCUGCGAAGACCGCCGUGUGAUUCGCGAGCAGCUUCUGAGCGCGCCGCCAGUCCUCGAGGGCGCCGACGAGGAGCUGAAAAACUUCCUUCGCGGCUUCUUUUACGGCCGAUACCGCGACUUCAUGACUCUUCUGUGUCCCAUCGCUCGUCGGGUUCAGCGCGACUUCUAUCUCGGCCGGCAUUAUCUCUUCUUCAUUCGCGCGGUGCGGCUGAGGGCCUACGCGCAGUUCCUCGAGCCCUACCGCUCGGUGACGAUCGACAACAUGGCGUCUGCCUUCGGAGUCUCUCCCUCCUUCAUCGAAGCCGAAGUUGGCAGCUUCAUUUCUUCAGGAAAGCUCAGCUGUCGCAUCGACCGCGUGAACGGCGUCGUUGAGUCCAACCGGCCGGACGAGCGGAGUCGCUCGUACCUGAGGAUCCUCAAGCAGGGCGACAACCUCCUCAACCGCAUUCAGAAGCUCUCGCGCGUCAUCGCGAUGUAG